Molecule: messenger RNA, 3903 nt
Organism: Parastagonospora nodorum SN15
Lineage: Eukaryota; Fungi; Ascomycota; Dothideomycetes; Pleosporales; Phaeosphaeriaceae
Exons: 1
Coding region: 1-3903 (1300 amino acids)
Source: RefSeq, a predicted model, not a curated record
AUGGCCGAGCAGCCGCUGACGCCGGGGAGCGCCUUCUCCAAGAGGCAUGUCAGCGGGAUGCUGAGGCAUCUCGAGGGUGACGAGCAGCGGGCCAAGGCCCAGGACAUGGCCGCGGCGUACAAGCGCAUGUUCGCGGAGAGCAACUGGGGGGCGGUGGUCGCGAGGAUCCGAGACGUGGCGGAUGAAGACCACUUGCGGGUCAAGGAUGAGCAGGACCCAGCAUCAUCCUCCGUAGUAGAAGAGGACACCCUCGCGACUCCGCCCGCCCACACCAUCAGCUUGCCUUCGUCCGUGGGCAGCCGGCCGAGAGUCUCCACGCGGGAGAAAUGGGACGUCAGGUCUCCCGGUCCGGAAACACCACUAUCGGCAACGCCUGUGGGCAACGCUUUCGCCAUCGGUGGAUUUUGGGAGCAGCUGACUCCCAAGACGCCCGCACCAGACACGCCCACAACUCCCGCCGCUCUUGCUCCCGCCCCUCCAUACUCGCCCAUAGUACCCCAGGAUCGUCGAGGCCGCAAGGCCUACAAGCGUGCGAAGGAUCAAGUAGACAGGAUGGCCCUCUCCAUUUGCGCCAAGCGCUUGGGCGUUUCCGAGACGAUCAAGGACUCCGACGAUGUCCCCAUGUCGCUUGCGACCAUGCAAGACUGUCUGACCGGAGCAUUGAGGGCCCUCGAGUUCAACCAGGUCAACUUGGAAACCACAAUUGAACCUAGGCUCCCGAAGCUUAUGGAGGCGCUUGCGCACGAGGAGAAGAAGAUCGUGGACGAAUACUCAAUCAGAGAUGCCUCUGCACUUCUGGACCCUGAAACAUGGCUCCAAGUUGACGCAAUUACAGCGGAAGUCUACACCUUGUACGACGCUCAGCGAGAAUUAAUGCGGAUGCAUUGCAGUCGGCGCAAGUCAAAGGCGCUGAAGAUCUCUGAACAGGCGACAGAUCAGGCAUGGAUAACACGAAUCUUCGAAGACGCAGAGCGCAUGUACGAAGGCGCGGACGACGACUCGGACGACGAGACUGGAUACGUGCACCACAACUUCCUCGGCAGCAUUAAGGACAUUGCAGAUUCGAGCUCCGACCUUGCAUCUAUUUCAGACUGCCAAUCCCCCAAGUAUUUGACGUCAUUGCACUCAAGCAGCAGCCUGCAGUUGAGCAGAGAGACUACACUUGAGUCUCAGAGAUCGAGCGCCAGCCAAAUCGGGUCGCCAUACGGCCAUUCAGCACAGUCAAGUACAAGUCCUGCGAAGCCGUCUUUUGCGCACCAACUACGAACACGCGAGAACAGCUUGAGCCACAGCCCGAGCCCAGAGAAGGUAGCACAGUCCCAUGCCGAACAUGUCAAGUUCUUGCGCUCGAGGAAGAGUAGCCUGUCCCAGAGUCAGACGUCCAGCCCAGAAACGCCGUCACAUACCCACCUGCUCAACUACAAGACGAGCUUUUUGUCGCCAAACCAGACUCCAAACAAACUACGAAAACUUCCUCCCCCAGCCCGAGACGACAGUGUCCCGAACAGUCCCAGUCUAGAGAGACUGCGCAAGAUCCAAUCCAAGUCUCAAGCGGAUCUCCUCACCAACGAACCCAGCCCAGAGAAAUCAUCAUUCGGGCAAGUUUUGAGACAGACAAAGAGCAACUUCUCACUGGCUGCAUCCUUCGAGAAAUUGCGAUGGCAACCUACUACAUCUCAGCAGUCGGCCGAGUCCGAAAAUUCCAUUCCACCGCUGCCGCCAUUUCCUCAUCAGCUUCUUUCCAGGAAGAGGAGUCUAUCACAGCAUGCGAGUUCCGAGACGUUGUGCAAGUUUCCUGUGCCUUCACGAGAGAGCAGCCCUUUCAACGACCCUGAUCCAGAACAGUCAUCUCAUGCUCAGCAGCUGCGAGCGCAAAAGAGUAACUUGUCGCUAUAUUCGGUUUCGCAGGCGUUGGAAGACUUCCCUGUUCCACCACGAGAGAACGAUUCUGCCGCGGAGAAGCCGUCGCAGGCUCAUUCGCUACGAUCGCAACCAAGCACUCUAUCUUGCGAGGACGGACUGCGCAAGAAGUACAGAAAGCCCCGAGAACAAGAUUCGCCCAGGACUCUCGCUCUGGAGAACCCGUCUCACACACAUCAGCUGCGAGCACAAGCAAGCAAUAUAUCUCUGGGCCACGGCCGCGAGCGAUCCCGCAGGCUUGACUUGCAGCAUCUACAGAGCAGAUCUCACAGAGCUUCUAGUCCCAUCCCUAGCCCAGAGAACUCGCCGUACGCCCAUGGGCGGCUGUCGCCAAAGAGUGAUCUGGCUUACAGCAUCAAACAGAUGAACAAGGUUCUAGCGGAGGACUUCCCACAGACAGUCUUGACCGAUCCAUCUGGUCCACGCCCUGGUGGCCUCUUCAUAUUUGCGGAUCAGCCCAUCGAGUUACCUCAAGUCAGUCCCAAGGAACCUGGCAGGCUUCCGCCGCCACCUCCCCAGACAAGCGCGCCGGAAACUUCUCGUAAAGGAAGGCGUCCACCUCCAAGUCGCAUCAUCACGUACACGGAUCAGCCCGUAGAUUUGCCUAAAGUCAGUCCCGAGGAGCGAAGGCACCGACGCAUGGCGGCAAGCCAGACAGAUCUGAGCGCGUGGGCCGGAGAACUCAAGAAGAUGGAGGACAGGGCAUCUGCGCAAAAACUUCCCCACAGGGUGGCCUCCCUCGAAGCUAUCAUCGACCAUGUCAGGGGCAACUCCAUUCAGAGGAGUGACUCAAUGGAGAGUAUUGAAAAGUUCGCACUGGAGGCCAUUGGCAGAUCUCCACGUCCGCGGCAGGAGCAACAGGUUGCCAAUGUCCUACCGUUCAGACAUCCGGAUAGACUCAGACAGGAUGCACAGGAGAGUAUCAACAACUCGACUCCACCGCAGCAGCAAGAUGUCACCAGUGAUCUACCAUUCAGACGUCCGGACAGACUCAGACAGGAUGGCCUGGGACGUGCCAACAAUGCUCUGCCACCUCAGCAACAGCAUCCUUUGGUCAGCGAAUUGCGACACCGACGACAUGACAGGUUCAGGACUGAGAGCAUGGAGACUCACCACGACUCAGCUCCUCCACAGCGCCAGCAGUUCACCGAAAACCACCCUCCUAGGAACAUGGGCCGUCUCAGAUUUGAAAGUCUAGCAGGUAUCAAUAACUCGCCUCUACCACAGCACCAGCUCAUUGGUAACCCUCCUCCAAGGCGUUCGAACGGCCCAAGGCAAGAAACCCUGGACAGUAAGUACUUCGGCAGUCCUCAUGCUAGGCAUUUGGACCGUCCCGGACAAGACGGCGAUGCCGCUCUGCAAAUGGACAACAUGAAUAACUCCCACUCCCCGCAGCAGCAAGAGACCUUUGGCGACCUCCGCCUUCGUGGCUUUGAGAGGAACAGGCUAGAUACCGGGCCAGCUGAUAUCACCAACAACCCAGCUCCUGAGUCAUCACUCCGAAGUCCCGUCCAGUUCGCACAAGGCCCACAGGAGUACACGUACAUCACCGCUCCAUCACGUCAACGAGCACCUAGCGACCUUGGCCUACGCCGUCGCAACGCUGGACGCAUCGCGCCUCCCAGACACCUUGUCAAUAACCCCGUGACCCCAUCCUCGGCCACUCCCAAUGACCCACCUUCGCGCCCGCGCAACUUCUCGCAGUCAAACACCCCUGAAGCCCGCCCAUGGCCCACCGAUGACUCGCCCAUGUAUCCUUCGACACCCCAUCGCCGACCACAGCCUUCACCCGGACCCAGUUUUGCGUCGUCGCCGCUCCCCGCAUCUGCCACGCUCAGCGCCCGGAUUCACGCAAAGAUUGCCGAAGUGCGUGAGGGCAUCCAGAGGAUCGAGGAGAAUGAUCGCAGGAGGGAAUUGAGGAGGUUGGAGAGGGAUGAGAACGUCAAGCAGUGGGAUCGGGAUAAUCCGGAUUGGGAUGGAUAG